AUGCCUCCAAAGCGUAGGCGCGUCGAUGCCGAGAGAGACGUCGAGGCUCGAUCGGCAACGACAAAGCGGCCCCGCUUAAGUGCAUCCCGCGACUUCGUAUCGCCACUCUCCGACGAAUUACUCGUCCGCAUCCUCACGUACCUAUCGCUUCCGCAGCUCCUCGAGGUUGCGCCGGUCUCGCGACGAUUUCACAGACUAUCGGAAGACUCACAAGUAUGGAAGCGACUGUACUACUCGAGAUUCGUCCUCCCCCGCGCGAUGCGCAUCCCUGGGUUCCGCGACGGCUCAGCGCGUGAAGGAAAGCUACAUUACACGUCGCGGAAAGCCGUCUGGGCUGAUGGCAGGAGAGGCGGGUGGGUGGAUAUGCGGAGUGAAGAAGAUAAGGCAUCCCGCGACUGGAAACGGCAAUAUAAGCUCAGACAUAACUGGUCCAAGGGCAAAUGUGCUGUGGAAGAGCUGAGAGUCGGCGACGUCAUACCUUCCACUGGGAUGGAAGCACCUCGGAAAAUGCUUGUGAAGGUGUGCGAAGGCAUCGCCGUGACAGCAGAUGUGGCUUCGGGGCUACGCGCUUGGGAUCUCAAGACGAAACAGCUGGUGGCGCACAUUAGUCUAUCUGAUCCAGACUCGGGGGGUUUACCGAGUUGUCUUGCUCUUGAUGAUCAAGACAUCCGAAAUAACGCAGUGGGCAUUGCAGUCGGGUUCAAUGAUGGGAGCUUCGGUGUGUGGAAACUCGACCUUGAAGAUCAUCGGUUGGUCAGAAGAUAUCGGCAUGAGAAGUCGACGAACGGCGGUCUAGCCGGGGCGGCAUUCUCAUACCCUUACUUACUGACAGCGACCGAGUCCGUUCUGAUCUCUCUAUACACCUUCGACCGACCUAUUUCGACCCCACAAGAAGGCAAAGAAUCUGAGUCGGAUAGCGAAACCGAGAGGGGUUCCGAUAGUGAAACUGCUCCCGAGUCUGAUCACCAUGCUGAGGACCACAUGGGCCCAUUACGCAAGCCGCUGGGCAGACCAAAACAAGGCCAGCCUUUUCCUACCGGAACAAGCCUCCCUGCUCCAUAUCUUCUAACUUCUCUGAAAUCUCACACGUCACGAGCGCCUUUGGCUCUGUCAAUCCGCAAGUCGGCUGGUCGCACAAUAGCCUCCAUUGCAUAUACGUUCUCGACUCUACAAGGAUGGUCGCUGGGCAUCCAGGACUUGCAUCUAAAGGCUGGAUACUCUAAGUCGAAUGAAAUGCCAGACAUCACCACGACCAGGCUGGCAUAUACUCUGCCGGUUAGGGGUGCAGGUCAAACACCGUCACCACCCACUUCCCCGGCGCGGCCGCGUACGGGACUACGCAGGCUGGAAUCUGGCGUAGAUGAAGACGGCCCUAUCAGCAUAUGUUACACACACCCGUACCUCCUCGCAACCCUACCAGAUAAUACCCUAAUUCUUUACUUGUGCACCUCAAAUGCGUCGUCCUUGUCGAUAUCACCCGGCAUCCGACUCUGGGGUCACACAUCGGGUAUAAGUGAUGCCGAGAUCACUGCGCGCGGCAAGGCAGUUAGUGUGAGCUGUCGAGGCGAGGAGAUCAGAGUGUGGGAACUGGAGGGCCGGGCUGACGGGCGAAGUAUCGAAGUGCGCCCGACUGCCACAAAUGGUGCGGGACAGGAUACGGAAGAGGAGCUUACAAUUGCCGCCUUCGACGAGCGACGAAACUGGGUUGGAUUUGACGAUGAGAUGGUCAUUGUGCUGAAAGAAUCUAAGGGGACAGAAAGUCUCAUGGUGUACGAUUUCACGUGA
Molecule: messenger RNA, 1785 nt
Organism: Neoarthrinium moseri
Lineage: Eukaryota; Fungi; Ascomycota; Sordariomycetes; Amphisphaeriales; Apiosporaceae
Exons: 1
Coding region: 1-1785 (594 amino acids)
Molecular function (GO): protein binding
Source: RefSeq, a predicted model, not a curated record